Molecule: messenger RNA, 378 nt
Organism: Neoarthrinium moseri
Lineage: Eukaryota; Fungi; Ascomycota; Sordariomycetes; Amphisphaeriales; Apiosporaceae
Exons: 2
Coding region: 1-378 (125 amino acids)
Source: RefSeq, a predicted model, not a curated record
AUGGUUUACUUCAACCACCUCGUAGGCAUUGCCGCCCUUCUAGCUGCCUCUGCCUCUGAGGCAGCUGCUUUGCCCGUGUCCGACAAUACUAUCAUUAGACGCGAGGCCAACCCCAGCGAGUACUUUCAAUUCAAGAAGCGGGAGCCUGAGCCUAGCGAGUACUUUCAAUUCAAGCGGGAGGCCAACCCCAGCGAGUACUUCCAGUUCAAGAAGCGGGUGCCCGAACCUAGCGAGUACUUUCAGUUUAAACGCGACCCUGAACCCAGCGAAUACUUCCAAUUUAAGAAGCGAGAGCCUGAGCCAAGCGAGUACUUCCAAUUCAAGCGCGAGUUUGAGCCUAGCGAGGCCGAGGCCGGCGAUGCCAAACCUGAGGUUUAG